This is a messenger RNA of Pipra filicauda (Wire-tailed manakin), 2230 nucleotides long. RefSeq names its product cell division cycle associated 7 like (gene CDCA7L). NCBI's taxonomy places the organism in Eukaryota, Metazoa, Chordata, Aves, Passeriformes, Pipridae. Gene Ontology annotation, cellular component: nucleus. The transcript has 10 exons. Gene Ontology annotation, biological process: regulation of DNA-templated transcription. The record is from RefSeq and is a predicted model, not a curated record. The coding region runs from base 1 to 1398 and encodes 465 amino acids.
AUGGCGCGGAGGGGCCGGCGGCGGCGGCGGGGGGCGGCGGCAGCGCGGACCCGCGGCACGAAACAGAUACCCAAGGAUGUGGCCAACAUUUUUAAUGCCCCCAGCGGCAAUGAAGAUUUUCCAGGGUUCCAAGAUGAUGCUUCCAGACAGAACUUGUUGUCAGAGAACAGCUAUGCUAGUUUUGAUUCCCUGGAGUCUGGAAAAAAGGGAGGCCGAUUUCAGUCCAGAUACCUCACUGAAGAACUGCGGAGGAUUUUCACUGAAGACACAGACUCUGAAACAGAAGCAUUUGAAGGCUUUGCUUCAAAUGAGGUGCAUGUGAACAAGAAAGAAGUUCUGACGGUGGAGUCAGACCUGAGUGAUGAAGAAUGCCCUAAUUUAUUGGGUAAUGAGGAAGAAAAGGAGGAAGUUUCCCCCAAGAGAAGAAGCUUUGGCCUUCGUGUUGCUUUGCAGUUUCCCACCAGAAAGUCAUCUGAGAAGAAAGUGCCUGAACAGUCUUUGUCUGACUUACCUGUAAAGGACAGUGAAUCCCUCACACCUCUUUCAAGAGAAAUAAACUGCAAGUGGUCAGACAAACUAGAGGGCUCCACUUCAGAGUCUGAAGAAGACAUUAAAGAAACACAGGAGGAAACUUCCAGUGCAAUGAUUAAGAGAGCCAUAAAUAUAAAAGAAAAUAAAGCCAUGCUUGCUCAGCUGCUGGCAGAAUUGAAUUCCAUACCAGACCUGUUCCCAGUGAAAACGCCCACCUCAACUCCUUCGAAACAGAAGAAAACCCCAAGGAGGACAUUUUCUGAAGGCCAGAUAGCACGUCGAAUGAACCCAACCAGAAAUGCCCGUCCACCAGAAAAAUUUGCCUUGGAAAAAUUUACUGUGUCGGCUGUCAAAUUUGCAGAACAUAUCCGUAGCUAUAGGCAACAAAACCUCUUGAAGAGACUCAGUGUGCAGGGGGAUUGUGGAGUGCGCAAAAGAAGGAGAUCAUCAAAGUACUCGUCUCAUCGUCCAGUAGAAGAUAUUACUGAAGAGGACUUGGACAACAUUGCAGUCACUGUUAGAGACAAAAUCUAUGACAAAGUUCUAGGUAGCACUUGCCACCAGUGUCGACAAAAGACAACAGAUACAAAGACAAUCUGUCGCAACCAGGGCUGUGGAGGAGUAAGAGGGCAGUUUUGUGGACCGUGUCUUCGAAAUCGAUACGGUGAAGAUGUGAAAUCAGCUCUGCUUGAUCCAGCCCUUGCAGGCCUGGAUCUGUCCUCCUUGUCGUGGGGUGUGCAACUGCAGCUACUGCCGCCGGCGGGACGGGCGCUGUGCCACCGGCAUGCUCAUCCACCUGGCCAAGUUCUACGGUUACAACAAUGUCAAGGAGUACCUGGAAAGUUUACAAAAACAACUGGCGGAUGACAAUUGACAACACUGAGCUCAAGCUGUGCCUGCAACUGGUUAAUAUGUUGAAAAAUUUUGACUUCAAAAGUUUAUUACUCCGUUUUAUAUAAGAUAGAAUUGUUGUGUAUAGUACAUUCAUUUCUGUGUUGGGAACUUUUUGAUUGAUGUGGUCUUAUGCAAAAGAUCUCUCAGGAAAAUGUUUUGGUAGAGAAAUCUACAUGCACAGACCUAUAGGUUAAGUGAAGUGGCACUCUUGAACCUUGAGUGGUUAAUUUUUAAUAGAGCUACCCAAGCACGUGAUAGAGAACUUGAUCAGUUUGAGCAAUAUUUUUAUUUAUAUAAUUGUGCAAGUUUGCAGAAAGGAUGUUUAACAACUACCUUCAAAGCAUCCGUAUCUUUAAAGAAACAAAACACCCUUGUCUACCAACUUGACCUUAAAGAUUCAGUUUUCCAACCCUUGCUUUCUGAACCUGUUAAUCCACCUGUGGUUUAUGGAACUUGUCCCUGCAAAGAAGGAAAGUGUACUUUCAUUUGAUGCCAUUAUAUUCCAACCAAAGCUGAUGCAAUCGACCAGUGGGAGGAUGAUUGUUUUUUUUAUUUUAUUUCAAAGUGCAAUUAUUCACAGAAACAUGAAACUAGAAGAGUAUUUCUUUAAAAAUAUAAAAUAAAAUUUUAAACAUCAUCCCAGUAAAACCAGCAGUUUUUGUGUAGUGCAUCUGCUGCCUGAACCAUCUGGUCUAAAUCAGAGUUCAGGAUUAAUUUUUUUUUUGCUUACAGUUCAUACUUAGAGGUUUUUUCAUUUGUACAACCAGGCUUUUGAACAACUUUGUUUAAAUGCAACAUGCCUGUA